AUGUGGCAGCACCAACAAGCAGAGCAAGAGGCACAACGACGAUAUCAAUCCAACAACAUCAAUGAACGACUCCAAGAACUACCACCAUUGCCUCCUCAUCACGACCAUCAACGUGUCACAUUGCAUCGAAGAGAGAGUGGCUUUUAUCCACAACGACACCAACAACAACAAUUAACCGAUUCAACACUCUAUCAAUCAAGCAACAACACAGCUCUACACUAUCCAACCCUUCCUACCACUGCUACUACUAGCAGCAUCCGCCAUUCAACAAACCCAAUUUCUCCUCCCUCUAGUUCUAGUGAACAUCACCAUAAUUACUCCAUGCCAAUACGUACCACCUAUCCACAACAAGCUUUUCAGGACUCUCACCCUCCCAUUCUUCCUCCCAUUAGUACACUUACCUCUUCCCCUCCACAUGAUCAUCACUACCAACAACAACAUGUCUCAACAAUGAACAAUCCCUUCUCAUAUCCCUCGCAAGAUGUGUCGGCAACAAUGUCCUCAUCAUCAUCAUACAACUCCUUCUCAAGAAAAAGCUUUCCUCCACACCAAGACCUUCUUGCAACCCAACAUGGAGUGUCAACCAGCAACCAAUUUUAUACAACACGAGAGAUGGUCACAACACGAAAUGAAGGCCAUCGAGCGGAUAGCAUGUGUGUGCCUUCGUCGUCAUCCUAUCAACAUUUGAGUUUUGCAUCACAACAACAACACACGGUUGUAUACAACCAUCAAAAUCAUCCAUGCUAUGACUCAUCCACUCAUGCGUUGGGACAAGAUCGAAUUAGCAUCACUCCGCCUUCGAGCACAACUAGUGCUUCCCAUCCUGCAACAACAACCAGUACGAGUACAUCUACAACAGACUUGAUAGUCAACAACACUAACAGUCACAACAUGGGACCAACAUGUGGUACAGAUUCAUCCUUUCAAACUCCAUCUUUUUUGGAGAACAACACAUGUGUUCAUGCAUCAUCGACAACACAUGCACCAUCCACAUGUAGAACACAUCAAAAAUCAAAGAGAAAAAGCAGGUCUGCCCCGUCAUCGGAGUCACAAACGAAUUGGACCUUUCAUGCACAUGCGAGGUCUGACACCACAGAUGCGUCCUUUGUCUUAAAUCCCGAUUCAAAUUUCACGGCACCUGUGGUAAAACCUCAUGAAAGAAUUAGUGUUGCAUGCUCGGAGUGCAGAAAGGCGAAAAAAAGGUGCAGUGGUGGACGACCAUGCGACAGGUGUGCGUCAAUGGGAAAACAAUGCAAAGAUGAGCACAGUGGGAAAAAAAGAGGAAGAAAAAAGAAAGAAAGUUCAGAAAGUGUGCAGGAGAAAAAUUCAACUAGUGACGAUGGAAAUAGAAAACAUGUUAAAACAAGUGAUUCAAGUAUUGGAACAGAGUCAUUAUCUUCAGAAACAACCUCAAGCAAAAAUGACGUAGCAUCUCCCUUUAAUUCAUCCAAUUUAUCAAAUCUGGAUAAUGAAAAAGAAGAAGAAAGGAAAACCUUCCAAGAAGAAACUCCAAAUUUUAACAAACAUUUGGAGGAAUAA
This is a messenger RNA of Naegleria fowleri, 1539 nucleotides long. RefSeq lists its product as uncharacterized. The coding region runs from base 1 to 1539 and encodes 512 amino acids. The record is from RefSeq and is a predicted model, not a curated record. Lineage: Eukaryota; Heterolobosea; Eutetramitea; Acrasida; Naegleriidae. Gene Ontology annotation, biological process: regulation of DNA-templated transcription. Gene Ontology annotation, molecular function: DNA-binding transcription factor activity, RNA polymerase II-specific; zinc ion binding. The transcript has a single exon.